AUCUCACAACGGCUCCUACAAUACAACUGCGCGCCAUGAGCUCCCAGCAAGUUGCGACUGACCCAAACUACAAGCCUCCUCCUGGCCGCUUGGGCAAUUUGACCCCGCAACAGCAGGAGGCUCUCGAUAAGCUGCGCACAGAGAUACAACAGGAGGAAUGGUUUGUGUCAGAACGGAUGGACGAUCCCAUGCUACUCAGAUUUCUGCGGGCCCGGAAAUUUGACGUAGUCAAGGCAAAGGAAAUGCUCAAGAAUGCCGAACAAUGGAGGAAAGAGUAUGGUGUAGACGACAUCGUCGAGAACUUUGACUUUCAAGAAAAGACUGAAGUCGACAAGUACUACCCGCAAUACUACCACAAGACCGACAAGGACGGCCGCCCAAUAUAUAUUGAGAAACUAGGCAAGAUCGAUUUCAAGGCUCUCUACGCGAUCACGACUAUGGACCGCCAACUAAAGCGGCUCGUGUGGGAGUACGAGCGUUGCGUCACCGACCGCUUCCCCGCGUGUUCCCGCGCCGUUGGGCACCCGGUCGAGACGUCCUGCACAAUCCUCGACCUCGCAGGCGUAACAAUCGCUAACUUCUACCGCGUCAAAGACUACGUUUCCUCCGCGAGUUCGAUCGGCCAGGACCGCUACCCGGAGACGAUGGGCAAAUUUUACAUCAUCAACGCCCCAUGGGCAUUCCACGCCGUCUGGUCCGUUAUAAAGCCCUGGCUCGAUGAAGUUACUGUUUCCAAGAUCGACAUCCUCGGGAGCUCCUACAAGGAUAAGCUGCUCGCACAGAUCCCCGCGGAGAACCUCCCCAAGGACCUCGGUGGCGCCUGCAGCUGCUCUGGUGGCUGCUCCCUCAGCGAUGCCGGUCCCUGGCGGGAGAAGGAGACCGAGCAGUAGAGACGGGGGCGACGUUUUCUAUUCGAUGUACUGUAGCAGUUUAAUGGAGUUUCGGAUGACGUUACUUCUCUGUUCCUGUUUCUUUCACUAGCUCGCCAUAUGAGUAGGUACACAAGGGCUCAUGCCAAUGACUACUGAAUACUGUAAUCUUAUUUGAC
Phanerochaete carnosa HHB-10118-sp is the source of this 1048-nucleotide messenger RNA. RefSeq lists its product as uncharacterized. NCBI's taxonomy places the organism in Eukaryota, Fungi, Basidiomycota, Agaricomycetes, Polyporales, Phanerochaetaceae. The record is from RefSeq and is a predicted model, not a curated record. The transcript has 4 exons. Bases 36 to 890 code for a protein of 284 amino acids.